UGAAAGAUUGGAGAAGAGAGGGAUCCCAAUCUUGCACCGCAACACCAGUGAGGAGGGUGUUUUCGUGGGACCCUGUGUUGAACCACCAAGAAAGCCAAGGAUCCAAGAAUUCCACCCCACCAAGAAUUACAAGCAAGUGUUGCUUCCGCUGCCGACACUAUCUUCUACAUAAAGUAACUGGAGGUUGACACACAUAGAGAGAGAGAGAGAGAGAGAGAGAGGGAGAGAAGGGAAAUGUUGAAAAGCAAAAUAGCAGAACAGUAGGAGCUUCCAUGUGAAGGGAGAGGGUGAGACACAUGUGAAGGGAUAGAUAAAAGAGAAAGCAAUCUCUCUCUCUCUCUCUCUCUCGAUCUCUGGGCGGGUGGCAAGCUAGUGCAGAAGAGACAUGACCGAGAAAUGGGGGUGAAAGAUGUGAGUCUGAUGGAAUACGAAUGAUCUAUCCAGGUGCUCUGUAUCUUGUUCUUGCUCGCCUCCAUAUAUGCUUGUGCAGGUAGAGGAUGAAGCAACGAGAUACAGAGCCCUCAAGAACAAGAACCCCUGACAUGGAAACCUCGUCACCCAAUAGCGAGAUUUGUAGCGUGGACACGUACCUUUCUCUGGGUCUCAGAGAACAGGGCAAAAAAGUUUUGGGCUUUCCUCAAGUUUUGACGCUCCUUUCUUCAGCGCUUGAUAGAUCUGUCCAGAAGAACGAGAGGCUUCUGGAGACAUCACAAUCUAAAGAUGUAGUCACCAUUUUCCACGGUGUAAGACCACCCUCUCUGACCAUUCGCCAAUAUAUAGAACGCAUCUUCAAGUAUUCGGGUUGCAGUCCGUCCUGUUUCGUCAUCGCUCAGAUUUACAUGGAUAGAUUCGUACAGAACACGGACGUUCACUUGACUUCUCUAAACGUUCAUCGCCUUCUGAUAACGAGUCUCACAGUAGCAGCGAAAUUCAUUGACGAUGCGUUCUUUAACAAUGCGUACUACGCCAAGGUCGGCGGAGUGAGCACGUCGGAGCUGAACCAGCUGGAGAUGAAGUUCCUGUUCUGCAUAGAUUUCCGAUUACAUGUGAACAUCGACACAUUCCAGCAAUACUGCUUGCUGCUGGAGAAGGAAGUGGCGGUGUCCGAAGGAGCACAAAUCGAGCGGUUGAUUCAGUCCUGCAGGAUCACAGAAAGCUGGUCUAAUAAAGAUGAUUCCACUUGGUACUCCCACAGUUGCUAGAUGGUGAUCUUGAAGAUAGAAAGAGAUUGUAUUUGUCACUGGUUAGAUAAGAAAGAGCAAAAUGUUCGUAGUUGAAUUUGAUGUUGAAACUGAAACCUGCAUUGGAUGAUGAUUUGUGUGGUGAAAGCAUGCUUUGCUUCCCCUAUGGCAGUAUAGUGUGGAUUCAUUUUC
This is a messenger RNA of Syzygium oleosum, 1373 nucleotides long. Its product is annotated as cyclin-P3-1. Lineage: Eukaryota; Viridiplantae; Streptophyta; Magnoliopsida; Myrtales; Myrtaceae. The transcript has 3 exons. The coding region runs from base 498 to 1202 and encodes 234 amino acids. The record is from RefSeq and is a predicted model, not a curated record. Gene Ontology annotation, biological process: regulation of cyclin-dependent protein serine/threonine kinase activity. Gene Ontology annotation, molecular function: protein kinase binding.